AUGCGGCAGUCGAAGAGUACGGGCAGCUUUGCCGCCCUGCUCAAGUCGCGUGGCUUGCCGUCGGCAGCGGCAGCCGCGGCUGAUGCAGCGGCGGUGCGCGACGCGGGGCGCGUGUGGCCCACCAAGAAGGAGGACUAUGAGCUGGUGGCCGACUGCGGGGCUGGAGUCAGCGCGACCGUGUACCUGGCGCGCUGCAAGGCCAGUGGCGAACUGGUGGCAGUCAAGGCACUCAACCUGGAGGCACUGGGCAGCCCCCUCGAGGACAUCAUGCGCGAGGUGGCCGUGAUGCGUGCGUACCGCUGUCCCGCCAUCCUGCCGCUGUACACCUCUUUCGUGGCGGGCCACGAGCUGUGGAUGCUCAUGCCCUACAUGCCGUCGCGCUGA
Molecule: messenger RNA, 384 nt
Organism: Monoraphidium neglectum
Lineage: Eukaryota; Viridiplantae; Chlorophyta; Chlorophyceae; Sphaeropleales; Selenastraceae
Exons: 4
Coding region: 1-384 (127 amino acids)
Biological process (GO): protein phosphorylation
Molecular function (GO): protein serine/threonine kinase activator activity; protein kinase activity; ATP binding
Source: RefSeq, a predicted model, not a curated record